Meloidogyne enterolobii is the source of this 729-nucleotide messenger RNA. Lineage: Eukaryota; Metazoa; Nematoda; Chromadorea; Rhabditida; Meloidogynidae. The record is from the annotation of a GenBank genome assembly.
UUUUCAAGUUCAAAGGGAGACCUUCAGUCUUAGUUGGGAUUAUGUUGAUGAUAUUGGCUUGUUUCUAUUUAAUUUCUACACCAAUAUGGGGCUGGAUAUACGAUCGCAUUGCGCAACGAUUCUCGCCUUCAUUUGUUAGAAUUAUUGGUGGAGUAUUAGUUGCUAUUUCUCCUUUAUUAAUGGGUCCAGCACCGUUUCUGGGAUUGGAAAAAAAUUUAAUUCUGAUUGGAAUCUCAUUUGCAAUACUUGGAAUAUCCUGCGCUGCACUUUUUGUUCCUGUAUUUAAAUGGUGUUUGGACGCUGUAAAAAAUGAAGGAUAUUCGGAAAAAUCGUCAACUACUUGUGGGCAAAUUUCAGGAUAUUUUAUAUCAUUUUUUGCACUUGGGUACUUUUUUGUGAAGUUAAAAAAAUUAUUCCUAAAUAUCUAUAGUUGUUUUAUUGGCACAGCUGUAGGUGGUUUUAGUGCUGAACAUUUAGGAUUUCAGUGGACAGCUACUGCUGUAGCUGGUAUACAAAUAAUUAAUGUAGGUGUUUUUACUGAAUGAUGAAAGAUGGGUGUUUUAGAGAGUUGACCUCACCAUAAAAAAUCCUAUACAGCUCAAUUAAAGGUAUGCUAUUUGAAAUCUGGUUGGCUAGAGGAUGGGGGUAGAUGGCGUCUAAUAGAUGACCUCUAUUUAAUGUACUCCUCAUUAUAAGAAAUAAUCCUUGUCCUAAGGGGUUUAUAUUAUG